Molecule: messenger RNA, 1679 nt
Organism: Armigeres subalbatus
Lineage: Eukaryota; Metazoa; Arthropoda; Insecta; Diptera; Culicidae
Exons: 3
Coding region: 249-1190 (313 amino acids)
Cellular component (GO): membrane
Source: RefSeq, a predicted model, not a curated record
UCUAUCAUUUUAUUGCUUCAUAGUGUUUAGUGAUAACAUACGAUCGAUAAGAGAGCUACCACAAAUGAGCAGCAGAUAAAAAGUGUGCGUCUACCAAUCCCGUUUGGAACAGUUACCAUCAACUGUUCAAGGACUUCAGUUCGGCCUCUGUGAAGCCCUCCAGUGUUUAGUGACUUGUGUCGAGUGUUUUCCGGAGGCUUCUGGAAGUGUGUUUGUGUCGGACUGUGCGUAGUCGAAAGGCAAUCAAAAUGUUUCUGAAGAAAGUGGUCUCGAUCCUGGUCAUCUGCAUAGUGACCCGAAGUGCGCUAGCCGAAGAAAGCAAAGAAGACACCGAGAAUGUCCUGAACGAGCUGAGCUGGUCCUGCGCGAACAAUGCCACCUGCGUAACACGAGUGGCUCGCGAUGUGAUGCAGAAACUGAAGAACGGAAAGCCACUGGACUUUGGAGCGUUCAGCGUGGAACCGGUGGAGCACAUCCCGCUGACCGUCGAGGGCCGGUCCUCCCGGGCCCUGGACUUCCUCAGCAGCAACGCGCUGAAGUUCCCGCUGGGACCGAUGGUCAUCAACAUCGAACGCUCCACCGACUAUCCCAACUAUAUCGAGGUCUCUCUGCUCAGAAAGGCCGAUGGAGCACGGGGCAAAACCCGCAGGCACAUGCGCUUCUUCGUGCCAGCUUUCCUGGUCUUCAGCCAAAUCGGCUGGUACGCGCUCGCCAUCGCCGGUGUCAAGCUGCUCGCGAUUAAGGCCUUUUUAGUCGCCAAAAUUGCCCUAAUUGUCGUUGCAGCGAUGACCUUCAAGAAACUCAUGGAACCAGUCGCCGUCCUGCCUCCGUCGUACUUUGAUCACCAGGAACCGUUCCUAAUGCCGUACAGCAUGGACUUCCACCACGGAUUCCCCGGAGCCGGACACGACAUGUACCCAAUGGGGCUGGGCGCCCACCUGGGACAUCACGACGGACCGUCGGCCCUGCACGCCGCCGAAGGUGGGCUCGGUGCCGCCAGCAACGUGAACGCCGUCGUCGAUACGAACCAAGCCGCGGACAAGUCGGCCACCGUGGGAUCGUCGUCCACCAGUGGGGCGUCCUCGCCGGCGGCCAGCAACAACGACCAACGUCAUCACUUCCCCGGCGGCAAGAUCAAGCGACAGGACUACUACCCGGCAGUGGUGGCACAGACCGGAAAGUACUACUAAGAAGAACACAAGCGCCCGCCGUCGUCGUCGUCAGCAAGUAUGACACCGGCAAGUCAGUCACUGCAAAGCCAAAGCCACCCGUAGUUGUGAGAUGAACCAGAGAGAAGCAAUAGGAGUAGAAGAGGAAGUAGAAGCAAACGCAGAUUUCUACCUCCAAGUCCAAGUCGCGCCACCGCCACCCAUCCCUGAAACAUACCUCCCCCCAUAAAAAAAUGACGAAGAUUUUUCCCGGCGAGAAUGAAAACGAGAAAGAGAGAGAUCGUAAACCACCCCCGAGAAUCCUUAUCAGAAGCUGAUAUAGAACUGUUUAGUACGUAGUCAUAGUAUUUAUGCUGUACUUUUGCCCGAUUCUGCUUUUUAUGCAGAUUCGAUCGAAAGCGUUUCAACUCUGUUGUAAAAUUGAUUUCAGUUGCGCCUCUACUGUAGAAUGCCACCCUAAUACUAAUUAUUUAUUUAUUUAUUAAAGAACUGGGAAAUUGAAAAUCAUAA